Cyprinus carpio (common carp) is the source of this 1210-nucleotide messenger RNA. RefSeq names its product vesicle transport protein GOT1B. Gene Ontology annotation, cellular component: membrane; endoplasmic reticulum. The record is from RefSeq and is a predicted model, not a curated record. Lineage: Eukaryota; Metazoa; Chordata; Actinopteri; Cypriniformes; Cyprinidae. Gene Ontology annotation, biological process: endoplasmic reticulum to Golgi vesicle-mediated transport; retrograde transport, endosome to Golgi.
UAAAAUAGCUUUUAAAUAAAAUAAAGUAAAAAUAAUUAUCAUAAUAAACGGUAUCUGAUUUUUUGGCACCGCGUCCCUGCGUCAUUUCAGACGUUUAAAACAUCUACGUGUUUCCGGUGUCGUGGCGAUCGAUCACACACAUACACACACAACAGUUUCACACAUCAGUCAGUAAACCAACUAAUAAACAACACAAACAUGAUUUCGUUAACCGACUCACAGAAGAUCGGGAUGGGGCUGACGGGCUUCGGCGUGUUUUUCCUCUUCUUCGGAAUGGUUCUUUUCUUUGAUAAAGCGCUCUUGGCCAUAGGAAACAUAUUGUUCGUCGCCGGUCUCUCGUUUGUCAUCGGACUGGAACGGACGUUCAGGUUCUUCUUCCAGCGGCAUAAAAUGAAAGCCACCGGUUUCUUUCUGGGAGGUGUUGUCGUGGUGCUCAUCGGAUGGCCGAUUAUAGGCGUCGUCCUCGAAGUCUAUGGAUUUUUUCUCCUUUUCCGGGGCUUUUUCCCAGUAGCGGUUGGCUUUAUAAGGCGGGUGCCUAUUCUUGGGUCUUUACUGAACCUUCCUGGUAUCAGUGGGUUAGCGGAUAAAGUCGGCGAGAGCAACAACAUGGUAUAACAGUCAACAGUUUAGUACUUUCUUUUAGUUUUCUAUGAGCGGCUCAUAUUUAUAUUUGUAAUAAUAGUGCUUCUGGUUCGGCGUCUUGCUGGACGACAGAUGAGAUUUUUGAUACUUUACCUGUGAAGAAGUUCAGGUGUUUUUUUUUUUCUGGGACUGAUUACCAAACCAAGUCAGGCACUGUUUUUUGUUACUGCAUCAAACGUCUCACCCUGCAGGGGGCGACAGUGACCACUGAACCCCUAAAUGACCAUGAGAUGGCCGGAUCAAACGAACCACAACUGAAAGGAAUCACUUGUUUCUGAAUGAAGUCGUUACUGUUUUUUAUUGCGCUUUUACGUGCCAACUGGUCUGUUUUGCUCUUUUUAUUCUUCAAAAUCAAAUUUGGACUUUUUCCACAAGAGCUCCACCUACAGGAGCGGAGACUGUUUCAUCUCUUUGUGCUCACGAGGAAAAUUCAGCAACCUGUGUGACAUGCUGUUAUAAUACAUGACUGACUUGUUUAAGUAUUUGUAAAUACUUCAAAUGUGAGACUAAUGUAAAUUUUUACAGACAAAGAUCCUGUUUAAUAAAUGGAUUAUGUCCUUUACGGUCA